AUGUCUCAACACAUCAAGACAAUCCCAACCUCCGAGUACCUGUCCGUUGUCGCUGUCGCCGAAAACUACAUCGUAGGCCUCAAAACCGGCGACGUCGCACAAGUAGCGAGGUCCUUCCACUCCGACGCAACCAUUCACGGCUUCGGCGCCGAUGGCUCCCUCCUUAGCGGUCCCAUCAGCGCCCUCUAUAGCUUUAUGGAGACAUUCGGGGCGUCGCCGAACAUUGUAGCAAGAAGUGAUGUCACUAGCAUCACGUCAACAACAGCCGCCGUCAAAGUUGAUAUAGAGGGCGAUGUGGCGGGGAACGAUUUCACGGAUAAUCUUACGCUGUUAAAGCUGGAUGGGAAGUGGGUUAUCAUUGUAAAGGUCUUUCAUUGUUAUACGAAAUGA
Messenger RNA from Fusarium sp. VM40, 390 nucleotides. Lineage: Eukaryota; Fungi; Ascomycota; Sordariomycetes; Hypocreales; Nectriaceae. The record is from the annotation of a GenBank genome assembly.